Mercenaria mercenaria is the source of this 5061-nucleotide messenger RNA. RefSeq names its product serine-rich adhesin for platelets-like. Gene Ontology annotation, molecular function: neuropeptide hormone activity. The coding region runs from base 1 to 5061 and encodes 1686 amino acids. The transcript has 7 exons. Lineage: Eukaryota; Metazoa; Mollusca; Bivalvia; Venerida; Veneridae. The record is from RefSeq and is a predicted model, not a curated record.
AUGUAUUCUUCCGCAAACUUUCCCAGCAUCCUCAGUCUACAUGGAGCUACUACAUUAACUUUGACAGAUGCAAGCGGCAGUCUACAUGGAACGACUGCAGAAACUUUGACAGAUGCAAGCGGCAGUCUACAUGGAACUACUGCAGUAACUUUGACAGAUGCAAGCGGCAGUCUACAUGGAACUACUGCAGUAACUUUGACAGAUGCAAGCGGCAGUCUACAUGGAACUACUGCACAGCAGUCUACAUGGAACUACAGCAGUAACUUUGAAAGAUGCAAGCGGCAGUCUACAUGGAACUACUGCAGUAACUUUGACAGAUGCAAGCGGCAGUCUACAUGGACUACUGCAGUCGCUUUAACAUAUACCUGCGGCAGUCUACAUGGAACUACAGCAGUAACAUUGACAGAUGCAAGCGGCAAUUUACAUGGAGUUACUGCAGUAAUUUUGACAGAUGCAAGCGGCAGUCUACAUGAACCUACUGCAGUAACUUUGACAGAUGCAAGCGACAGUCUACAUGGAGCUACUGUAGUCACUUUAACAGAUACCAGCUGCAUUAUACAUGGAACUACUGCAGUCACUUUAACGUAUAAAAGCGGCAGUCUACAUGGAGCUACUGCAGUCGCUCUAACAUAUACCAGCGGCAGUCUACAUGGAGCUACUGCAGUAACUUUGACAGAUGCAAGCGGCAGUCUACAUGGAACUACUGCAGUAACUUUGACAGAUGCAAGCGACCGUCUACACGGAACUACAUGUACUGCAGUACCUUUGACAGAUGCAAGAGGCAGUCAACAUGGAACUAUAGUAGUAACUUUGAAAGAUGCAAGCGGCAGUCUACAUGGAGCUUCUGCAGUAACUUUGACAGAUGCAAGCGGCAGUCUACAUGGAGCUACUGCAGUGACUUUGACAGAUGCAAGCGGCAGUCUACAUGGAACUACUGCAGUAACUUUGACAGAUGCAAGCGGCAGUCUACAUGGAAAUACUGCAGUAACUUUGACAGAUGCAAGCGGCAGUCUACAUGGAGCUACUACAUUAACUUUGACAGAUGUAAGCGGCAGUCUACAUGGAACUACUGCAGUAACUUUGACAGAUGCAAGCUGUUGUCUACAUGGAACUACUGUAGUAACUUUGACAGAUGCAAGCGGCAGUCUACAUGGAACUACAGCAGUAGCUUUGACAGAUGCAAGUGGCAGUCUACAAGGAACUACUGCAGUAGCUUUGAAAGAUGCAAGCGACAGUCUACAUGGAACUACAGCAGUAGCUUUGACAGAUGCAAGCGGCAGUCUACAUGGAGCUUCUGCAGUAACUUUGACAGAUGCAAGCGGCAAUGCAAGCGGCAGUCUACAUAGAACUACAGCAGUAACUUUGACAGAUGCAAGCGGCAGUCUACAAGGAACUACUGCAGUAACUUUGAAAGAUGCAAGCGACAGCCUACAUGGAACUACAGCAGUAGUUUUGACAGAUGCAAGCGGCAGUCUACAUGGAGCUACUGCAGUAACUUUGACAGAUGCAAGCGGCAGUCUACAUGGAACCACUGCAGUAACUUUGACAGAUGCAAGCGGCAGUCUACAUGGUGCUACUGCAGUAACUUUGACAGAUGCAAGCGGCAGUCUACAUGGAGCUACUGCAGUCACUUUAACAUAUACCAGCAGCAAUCUACAUGGAACUACAGCAGUAACUUUGACAGAUGCAAGCGACCGUCUACACGAAACUACAUGUACUGCAGUACCUUUGACAGAUGCAAGAGGCAGUCAACAUGGAACUAUAGUAGUAACUUUGAAAGAUGCAAGCGGCAGUCUACAUGGAGCUUCUGCAGUAACUUUGACAGAUGCAAGCGGCAGUCUACAUGGAACUACAGCAGUAGCUUUGACAGAUGCAAGUGGCAGUCUACAAGGAACUACUGCAGUAGCUUUGAAAGAUGCAAGCGACAAUGCAAGCGGCAGUCUACAUAGAACUACAGCAGUAACUUUGACAGAUGCAAGCGGCAGUCUACAAGGAACUUCUGCAGUAACUUUGAAAGAUGCAAGCGACAGUCUACAUGGAACUACAGCAGUAGUUUUGACAGAUGCAAGCGGCAGUCUACAUGGAGCUACUGCAGUAACUUUGACAGAUGCAAGCGGCAGUCUACAUGGAACCACUGCAGUAACUUUGACAGAUGCAAGCGGCAGUCUACAUCGUGCUACUGCAGUAACUUUGACAGAUGCAAGCGGCAGUCUACAUGGAGCUACUGCAGUCACUUUAACAUAUACCAGCAGCAAUCUACAUGGAACUACAGCAGUAACUUUGACAGAUGCAAGCGGCAGUCUACAAGGAACUACUGCAGUAGCUUUGAAAGAUGCAAGCGACAGUCUACAUGGAACUACAGCAGUAGCUUUGACAGAUGCAAGCGGCAGUCUACAUGGAGCUUCUGCAGUAACUUUGACAGAUGCAAGCGGCAAUGCAAGCGGCAGUCUACAUAGAACUACAGCAGUAACUUUGACAGAUGCAAGCGGCAGUCUACAAGGAACUACUGCAGUAACUUUGAAAGAUGCAAGCGACAGUCUACAUGGAACUACAGCAGUAGCUUUGACAGAUGCAAGCGGCAGUCUACAUAGAGCUACUGCAGUAACUUUGACAGAUGCAAGCGGCAGUCUACAUGGAACUACUGCAGUAACUUUGACAGAUGCAAGCGGCAGUCUACAUGGUGCUACUGCAGUAACUUUGACAGAUGCAAGCGGCAGUCUACAUGGAGCUACUGCAGUCACUUUAACAGAUGCCAGCAGCAAUCUACAUGGAACUACAGCAGUAACUUUGACAGAUGCAAGCGGCAGUCUACAUGGAGCUACUGUAGUCACUUUAACAUAUACCAGCAGCAGUCUACAUGGAACUACAGCAGUAACUUUGACAGAUGCAAGCGGCUGUCUACAUGGAACUACUGCAGUAACUUUGAAAGAUGCAAGCGGCAGUCUACAUGAAACUACAGCAGUAACUUUGACAGAUGCAAGCGGCAGUCUACAUGGAACUUGUGCAGUCACUUUAACAUAUACCAGCGGCAGUCUACAUGGAGCUACUGCAGUAACUUUAACAUAUACCAGAGGCAGUCUACAUGGAACUACAGCAGUAACUUUGACAGAUGCAAGCUGCAGUCUACAUGGAGCUACUGCAGUAACUUUGACAGAUGCAGGUGGCAGUCUACAUGGAGCUACUGCAGUCACUUUAACAUGUACCAGCGGCAUUCAAUAUGAAACUACUGCUGCAGUAACUUUGAAAGAUGCAAACGGCAGUCUACACGGAACUACUGCAGUAACUUUGACAGAUGCAAGCGGCAGUCUACAUGGAACUACUGCAGUAACUUUGACAGAUGCAAGCGGCAGUCUACAUGGAACUACAGCAGUAACUUUGACAGAUGCAAGCGGCAGCAGCAGUCUACAUGGAACUACAGCAGUAACUUUGACAGAUGCAAGCGCACGUCUACAUGAAACCACUGCAGUAACUUUGACAGAUGCAAGCGACAGUCUACAUGGAACUACUGCAGUAACUUUGUCAGAUGCAAGCGACAGUCUACAAGGAACUACAGUAGUAACUUUGACAGAUGCAAGCGGCAGACUACAUGGAACUACUGCAGUAACUUUGAAAGAUGCAAGCGGCAGUCUACAUGGAACUUCUACAGUCACUUAUACCAGCGACAGUCUUCAUGGAGCUACUGCAGACACUCGGACAGUUACCAGCGGUACUCCACAUGGAGUUACUGUAGUCACUCUAACAGAUACCAGCGGCAGUCAACAUGGAGCUACUGCAGUGACUCUAACAGUUACCAGCGGCAGUCUACAUGGAGCUACUGUAGUAACUUUGACAGAUGCAAGCGGCAGUCUACAUGGAGCUACAGCAGUAACUUUGAAAGAUGCAAGUGGUAGUCUACAUGGAACUACUGCAGUAACUUUGACAGAUGCAAGCGGCAGUCUACAUGGAACUACAGCAGUAACUUUGACAGAUGCAAGCGGCAGUCUACAUGGAACUACUGCACGGCAGUCUACAUGGAACUACAGCAGUAACUUUGACAGACGCAAGCGGCAGUCUACAUGGAACUACUGCAGUAACUUAGACAGAUGCAAGCGGCAGUCUACAUGGACUACUGCAGUAACUUUGACAGAUGCAGGCAGCAGUCUACAUGGAACUACAGCAGUAACUUUGACAGAUGCAAGCGCACGUCUACAUGAAACUACUGCAGUAACUUUGACAGAUGCAAGCGACAGUCUACAUGGAACUACUGCAGUAACUUUGUCAGAUGCAAGCGACAGUCUACAAGGAACUACAGUAGUAACUUUGACAGAUGCAAGCGGCAGUCUACAUGGAACUACUGCAGUAACUUUGACAGAUGCAAGCGGCAGUCUACAUGGAACUACUGCAGUAACUUUGAAAGAUGCAAGCGGCAGUCUACAUGGAACUUCUACAGUCACUUAUACCAGCGACAGUCUUCAUGGAGCUACUGCAGACACUCGGACAGUUACCAGCGGUACUCCACAUGGAGUUACUGUAGUCACUCUAACAGAUACCAGCGGCAGUCAACAUGGAGCUACUGCAGUGACUCUAACAGUUACCAGCGGCAUUCUACAUGGAGCUACUGUAGUCACUCUAACAGACACCAGCGGCAGUCAACAUGGACCUACUGCAGUGACUCUAACAGUUACUAGUAGCAGUCUACAUGGAACUACUGCAGUCACUCGAACAGUUACCACCGGCAGUCUACAUGGAGCUACUGCGGUCACUCUAACAGAGACCAGCGGCAGUACACCUGGAGCUUCUGCAGUCAUUUUAACAGAUACCAGCGGCGGUCUACAUGGAGCUACUGCAGUCACGUUAACAGAUACCAGCGACAGUCUACAUGGAGCUACUGCAGUCACUUUAACAGAUACAUGUACCAGCGUCAGUCUACAUCGAGCUACUGCAGUCACUUUAACAGAUAUCAGCGACAGUCUACAUGGAGCUACUGCAGUCAGUCUAACAGAUACCAGCAGCAGUACACAUGGAGCUACUGCAGUCACUUUAACAGAUACCAGCGUCAGUCUACAUGGAGCUAUUUGUUAG